AUGGGCGGCUCGCAACCAUGGCAUCAGGUUCCGGUCCAGAACAAAACCCAUACCGAUGCUGCAGUUGUCAUCAUCGGGGCCGGCAUCUCUGGCAUGUGCAUGGCUAUUGAUCUCAUCAAACGCAACAAAUGCCACAACUUCAUCAUUGUAGAAAAGAGUUCUAGUGUUGGUGGCACAUGGCAUGACAACAAAUAUCCUGGUUGCUGCUGUGAUGUCUGGAGCAUGCUGUACAGCUACUCGUUUGAGCAAAACCCAGAGUGGACGAGAGAAUAUCCAGGGCAAGAGGAGAUACUCGACUACCUUCGGAAUGUAGCACGCAAGUACAACCUGUACAAAUACAUUCGCUUCAACACCGCCGUCGAGGCUGCGACGUGGGACGACUCCAAAAACCGAUGGAGAGUUGACGUCAAUGUGAUCGGUAGCAAGGAUGCUGAGUUUGCCUCUGGAUACAGCAUCGAGUGCGACUUUCUGGUCUCGGCAGUCGGCCAGCUUAAUCAGCCUCGAUAUCCCGAUAUACCAGGCCUGCAAGACUUCAAAGGCAAAGUCAUGCACUCUGCACGCUGGGAUUGGAGCCACACCCUCGAGGGGAAGCGUGUUGGAAUCAUUGGAAACGGUGCAACAGCUGCGCAAAUCAUACCCGACAUUCUGCCUCAGAUCUCCUCCUUGACAGUAUACCAGCGCUCUCCCAACUGGGUCAUUCCACGUCUUGACAGUCCUAUCAGCGACUUCAGGCGUGCCCUCCAGCGCUAUGUGCCCCCUGUCAGCUGGCGCAUUCGCAGCAUGAUGAUGGAUUUCCGUGAAUCCUUCUAUGAUGCCGUAAGCAAUAACCAAAGCCCCAUGGCCAAAGAUGUCCGUGCCGCCUGCAAGGGCAUGAUGGAGAAGCAGAUUCCCAACCGGCCUGAUCUCUGGGAAAAACUCACUCCAGACUACAACCCAGGCUGCAAACGCGUCAUCAUAUCCGACGACUUUUUUCCCGCUCUCGCGAGCCCAAAGACACAGCUUGAGACCACAAAGAUACGCAGGGUUACCGAAUCGGGCAUUGAACUCGAAGACGGCACACACCACGACCAUGACACCAUCGUCCUCGCCACGGGCUUCCGUACCCUCGAGUUCCUACACCCCAUUCACGUGACCGGGACACAAAACCGCGGCCUCUCCUCCAUCUGGAAGGGUGGUGCCUAUGCCCUAUACGGCACCUCUGUACCCUCACUACCUAAUUUUGGUAUGUUUUACGGACCCAACACGAACCUAGGCCACAACUCAAUCAUCCUCAUGAUCGAGGCCCAGUCGCGCUAUCUCAACGCCCUCGUUGCCGCUGUCCUCGACGCCCGCAACCGUGGCAAGCGAAUCGGCCUUGUGCCUAACGCCCAGCGCACAAAAGUGUACAAUGAUGAGCUCCAGCAGAAACUUGCCACGAGCUCGUUUGCGGACCCGAAUUGUAGCAGUUGGUACAAGAACAGCGAGGGGCGAAUCACGAAUAAUUGGUCUGGCACGGUGAUUGACUAUCAGGAGAUGAUGAGCAAGGUUGACUGGGAGGAUUUCGAGGUCACAAGCGUCAAGCCUGUAUAUAAUGGUAAUGGUGUAAAUGGUAAGGGUGUACAUGCUGAAAAGGAGGGUGGAGUAAGAGCCAGCAAGGUCGUCUUUGGGACUGGAAAACAGACGACCAAGAUCGGACGUGUGCAUGAGGAGUCGUACAAAUUCAGUAUGACCAUGUGGUAA
Bipolaris zeicola 26-R-13 is the source of this 1719-nucleotide messenger RNA. RefSeq lists its product as uncharacterized. The record is from RefSeq and is a predicted model, not a curated record. Gene Ontology annotation, molecular function: flavin adenine dinucleotide binding; NADP binding; N,N-dimethylaniline monooxygenase activity. Lineage: Eukaryota; Fungi; Ascomycota; Dothideomycetes; Pleosporales; Pleosporaceae. Bases 1 to 1719 code for a protein of 572 amino acids. The transcript is spliced from 4 exons.